This is a messenger RNA of Plutella xylostella (diamondback moth), 2411 nucleotides long. RefSeq names its product phosphatidylserine synthase 1 homolog l(3)77CDf (gene l(3)77CDf). Lineage: Eukaryota; Metazoa; Arthropoda; Insecta; Lepidoptera; Plutellidae. The record is from RefSeq and is a predicted model, not a curated record. Gene Ontology annotation, molecular function: L-serine-phosphatidylethanolamine phosphatidyltransferase activity. Gene Ontology annotation, biological process: phosphatidylserine biosynthetic process.
GCCAGCUUUGCUUUGAUAAAAUUUUCUGUUGACGGACUUGCUCAAAUCGAUGGCUUUCGAUGUUUAUUUCAAUUUGAAUUAAAUCUAUAAUAUAUUGAAUUGGUGCAAUAAGUGACUAAAUAUAUUUAAUAUCUUUAAGAUUUUUUCACCAUGAAGCAUAUAAAAAAACCCUCUGAUAAUACUAUAACCUCAACAAAUGUGGAUGCCUUUAGUUCAAUUAACGAAAGACCAGUGGAUGAUAUAUCGUUGGAAUUCUUCUAUAAGCCUCACACUAUAACUCUUUUAGCUGUAUCAAUAGCGGCUGUUAUAUACACCGCAUUUGUGAGAGAUGAAUCAAGCAUGCAGGAUAAUAUAUGGGCAGGGAUAUGUUGUGUUAUAUUUUUCUUCCUGAUAAUUUCAGUUCUAACUUUUCCAAAUGGCCCAUUUACAAGACCGCAUCCUGCUGUAUGGAGAAUAGUUUUUGGAAUGUCAGUUCUGUACUUGCUUGCACUACUCUUUCUCCUGUUUCAAAGUAAUUCUUCUGUUAAUGAAAUUAUGUAUUGGGUUGAUCCAAAUCUCAGAAAUUUCCGUAUUGAUAUGGACAAAGAGUAUGCUGUGAAUUGUUCUGACAUAUCUGUGGCAAAGAUUUGGUCCCAUGUUGAUGUUUUUGCUUGGGGCCAUUAUUUGGGAUGGACUUUUAAGGCCAUUUUAUUUCGACAUGCUGGUUUGCUGUGGGCAAUAUCCAUUAUGUGGGAGAUUACAGAAAUUGCAUUUGCUCAUUUAUUGCCAAACUUCUUAGAGUGCUGGUGGGAUUCACUUAUCCUGGAUGUUCUUGUUUGCAAUGGAUUUGGUAUUUGGUGUGGACUCAAAAUAUGUAAAGUUUUGGAAAUGAGAGAAUAUAGAUGGGUCAGCAUAAGGGACAUCUCUUCAACAACAGGGAAAAUUAAAAGGGCUAUUCUACAAUUCACACCAGUGCAGUGGACGCCGGUGCGGUGGCUCGACCCAACAUGCACCUACAUGCGAUUCUUUGCUCUGAGCCAGCUUGUUGUCUUUUGGCAAAUAUCAGAGCUGAAUACAUUCUUCUUGAAGCAUAUAUUUGAAAUGCCGCCAUCACAUCCAUUAGUUAUCGCUAGGCUUUUACUAGUUGGUGUAAUAGUUGCGCCGUCAGUCAGACAAUAUUACAUCUACGUGACGGACCCGACGUGCAAGCGCGUGGGCACCCAGUGCUGGGUCUACGGCGCCAUCAUGGUCACCGAGUCGAUGCUGUGCAUCAAAAACGGAAAAGAACUGUUUGGUCAAGCUCAAGUGUACAAUGUCAUAAUUUGGCUAGUCAUACAAAUGCUGGUCUCUGUGUGUUGCGUGUAUGGCGUAGUUGUGUACGACAAGUACCUACAGCCAAGCAAAUAUAAUGCUGAAGCAGAUACUCCUACAAAAGAAGAUUAAAUAUACAAGACAAGCAAGAAGUACCCAUGUACCAUGUCAUAGUGGGUACUGCCAGGUGGAGCCUUCAGUCAUCUCCAGAUAAUAUGGUAAAACAGGUUUUACCUUCGAAUACAAACAUUGUGAAUGUGAUUUAUUCAACCAUACCAAAUAAUACUAGUAAAUUUUGUAUCAUAUAGGGCUAUUUAAUAUAAUUUCAUAGGUAGUUAGACAUAAUUGAGAUACAAAAUUCUCAUUUAGCUUUUGCUACUUUCCCAUAUAAUACCUAGUAAACUUUUAAACUUAACUAGACUAGAGGCGAAUGUACAUUUUAAAAAACAAUAAUUUUAUUGGAUAGUUGCUUGACAAAAUUUUCGGCUUCCUUUGUAUGUGUAUAGUCAUAGUCAUUUAUAGUGUAGGUACUGUUCGCAGAGCCAGAGAUGUCGUUAAUAGAAGGGUAGCAGACAUUUGUAUGAUGAUGAGAAUGGUCCUACCAUAAAUAAUGUAUCCAGACGAAUUUUAAAAUGUACCUACCCAUGUAAAUUCAUCUCGGAUCUUUCACCUCAUCUCUGGACGCCAUAACUAUCUAAAAUACUAUUAGCUACCCACCUACGCUACAAUGGCAUGUAACUACAUUCGAAUUCAAUGUUACACACAUGGCAUCAUAUGGAACCAAGUUUAUUACUAUUUCUGCACACAAUCAUAAAUACGAUUUAACGUAGUCCAGUGCGCUAGGGAAAGAACGAUGACCGUGGUUUAUCUAAAGAGAACGACUGUAAUCGACUCGAAUAAUGUGUAUGUCAUUGAAUUCGACUGUACAAAUCGUUGUUCUAUGGUAGGUACAAAUAAAACCUACUUGCAAUAGAGUAGAUUUUCUCUUUUUGAAUAAAUCUUGAUCAAUUUCUAUAGGAACCUAACAUGUUAUAUGCUAGAACUAUUACAAAUGUCUUCUAGAUGUAGAAUCUUUAUCGUGUCAUGAAAUUAGUGGAAUAAAACUUGUGUUAUAAAUGUUA